Messenger RNA from Patiria miniata (bat star), 4102 nucleotides. RefSeq names its product dopamine receptor 2-like. The transcript has a single exon. Gene Ontology annotation, biological process: adenylate cyclase-activating adrenergic receptor signaling pathway. Lineage: Eukaryota; Metazoa; Echinodermata; Asteroidea; Valvatida; Asterinidae. Gene Ontology annotation, molecular function: G protein-coupled receptor activity. The coding region runs from base 128 to 1861 and encodes 577 amino acids. Gene Ontology annotation, cellular component: membrane. The record is from RefSeq and is a predicted model, not a curated record.
UGCGCUUGGCCAAUCAGGCGCGGCGCUAAUCGAUAAUCGCCUGGUGGGUAAAGACUAGUGCCCCACAACUGCUCACUCAAAGGCUCUUCACGUCGACUUUCAUUAGAAUUGUUGAUCGUCAGGGGAUAUGGUGGGUCCAGAGAGCACGGCUACCCCCUGGGUGGGGAUGGGUUCACCGGGGACGUGGGAUAGUUGGACGGGGAAUCUCGCCUCCACAUCCGGCGACUAUCUCACCGAUAACACGGUGGACUCGACCACAACGUCAUCUCUCACUACUACAUAUAUUCAGGACAUUACUUCGGAUCGUACGCAGACUUUGUGGUCGACUGUGACUCAGAGGCAAUCGACCAUUGCGUCUACCACUCAUGAGGAGUUUUUCACCGGCUCGACAGCGAUAUCGACGGUGUAUGCGACGACAGACAACACGCUUAUAUCUAGCGUAACGUCUGCAACAUCAUCAAACCCUUAUGACUCUGGGACUACCAUCGAUGAGUUCCAGUCGACAAUGAUGGAUUCAACAUCAUUUGUUGGAACUACUUGGCUGAACAAUUCUGCCUCUAUGGUUGAUAUCGUCACGAGUGAGACUCCAAUAGAAGACACUCUUGCAAGGGAUAUUAUUGUCGGUGUCUUACUCUCAUCACUCGGACUUCUGACUGUCUUUGGAAACACCUUAGUUAUUCUCGCCAUUUAUCGCGAGAGGUGCUUACGUACUGUCACCAAUUUCUUCAUAGCCUCACUUGCAUCAGCUGACUUUAUCAUUGGAACAACGGUCAUACCCUUCGCUAUCUAUAACGAGCUGCGUUUUGGUCAGUGGGUUUUUGGUAAACCCUGGUGCGACAUGUGGCAUGCCAUUGACAUAUUAGCAUGUACUGCAUCCAUAACUAAUUUGUGUGUCAUUGCAGUGGACCGAUACUGGGCAAUCACUCGUCCAAUGAGCUAUCCAUCCAAAAUGACCAAGAAACUGGGAACUCUCUUGGUCGCUUUCGUCUGGAUUUGUUCGUCGUUAAUCUCAUUUCCUUGCAUCGCUUGGUGGCACGCUGUCGAACCGGCUGACAGACCAGAUACAGACUGCGUCUUUCCUGAAGAUGCAACAUAUCUCAUCAUUUCAUCUUGUAUUUCAUUCUAUAUCCCAUCCGCUAUGAUGAUAUUCAUGUAUGCACAGGUUUACCGAACAGCCGUCGAGCAAGUGAAAGUUAUCAAAAGUGGGCAGCGGAAAGUUCACGCCGGUCCGCAACAAGGUGCAAUGUCUAUGCGAGUACAUCGAGGUGGAACUAUGAAUAACAACCAUGCAGCUGGCUAUACCAACGGGUAUAACGCUCGAAACGUCGGCGUAACUGGCGGAGCACACGGUGGAGCUAAGAAUGCUGUGAGCAAUGCAAGAAGGUCGCUCCUGGCUGGAAUGAACCGAGAACACAAAGCUGCUCGAACUCUUGGUAUCGUCAUGGGGGUCUUCAUCAUGUGUUGGUUACCUUUCUUUAUUUGCAACGUCAUGGCGCCUGUGUGUCCACAGUGCAUUGUCAAUCCACAUAUAACUUUUCCUGUGGUGACGUGGUUAGGCUACGCGAACAGCGCCCUGAAUCCGGCAAUCUAUGCCUUUACCAGUCGUAAAUUCAAACGUGCCUUCAUCAAGAUAAUCUGCGACUGUCUACCGCGUCGAUACCAACCAGACAAGUGGGAGAGGAGGCGGCGACCACGCCGUACAAUGUCUAUGAGUAACAUGGAACAAGACUCAUCUUAUACCAUGGUGGAGUAUGGAGAUUCGCUGGUUCGCUCACCAGACCGUAUAAAGAUUGAUUCGUCAACAGCCAUUCUCAGCGGAGGCAGGCCUCAUUUGUAUUCUCUUAGACAAACUUACUUCUAGAAACAAAGCAAACUUAUGGCUUGAAUAUUUAUGUGUUGAUGGUGACUUGUACAAAGUGUCAUUUUGUUCUCAAAAGGGAGAGUGUUGACCCUGAAUUAAUGAUCUGUGUAUGAUUGUGGUAAAGAACAAUUUGCUUCUUAUAAAUAUAGGCACAAUUUUUAAAAUUAUUUUAGGACAUGAAAUUCAGGGUAUACAAUUCUAAAAUUCUAGGGCGACGCCAUAUUGAAACUCAACAUUCAAAUUGAAUAGGAAUGCACGCAAAAAGGCUCACUUAAGAAAUACUAAGUCAACAGCAAAAUCUACUGUGCAUUGUUAGUAAACAAACAAAAUAUACAUUUGUUAAUACCAUUAAGCCUAAUUACUCGAAAGGGUAACGUCUUGUGUAAGGUUUAGUUGUGCACACUUAACUCUAAAAGAAAUGACAACUCAGAACGAGGCCGGUAGGGGAUCAAAUGGAUACAGUGACAAUACAAGUGAUAAUUAUGUGAUCUCUUUUUUGGACGUCGGGGAGCACGACGAAAAGUUGCCUUUUUAUAUUACUUAAGUCAAGUUGAUGAUGUCUGUAUUUUGAAAAUGAUAUUCGUUAUCUCAGUACGGCGGCACAUGCGAAGGAACCGUUUCAUACGGUAGGCCUAUUUCCCGAGAAAACGUACGCGAGUGUAAACCAUGAGAAGUCCACUUUAUAAUGCUAACUACGUAAUGUCGUAAGUGUUGACGUUAGAAUAGAAAAGUGUUCCGUUGUUGCUAAUUGUUGAUUCUGUUCAUUUAUAGGAAGGUUUGAAUGCGAUGGCAACCUAAAUCGUACAAUUUGAACUCACGCAAGUUUGUUGUUCAAGUUGACAAGAUGGGUGAAAUUAAGAUGGAUAACAAAUUAUUAGAUAAGUAAAUUUACAUAGGUAAAACAUUUAAAUAUUAGGCUAAUAGACGUGUCAUAAUGACGUCACGCUUUGUUUACCCUUGCUCUUUCCUAUGGGAGCUUGGUGGCUCUCACCCCAACAGGAAUCCCACAGCAAAGCGCACUUGUAAACAAAGUAUGACGUCAUCGUGUUUCAGGAAUUCAGGUCUAUUAUUAAACCGAACUGUCUGGCUGGUGUAUCUGCCCACGUCAACCGCCAACCUCGGGCAAAAUUGGUAGUAAAUGGAGCGAAACGAAUUCCAUUUAUCACUUUAAUUACCGAAUUCCGUUUACAUCGCAAUGAACGCAGUCAGAAACAUAAAAUCGAUGAGAAUUUUAGCUCAGCUGAUGAGAUGCCAUCUGCAGUGAUUACGGAUAUGCUUCGAGAUCGUGGCGUCGUUUAAUGAUAAAUAUAAUUAACGAUCAAGGACUGGAAAUACAUGAUGGCUGCUGGCCAAAAUCGAGAUAAAAAAUUAUAAUAAUUAUAUAGGAAUUAAGUCCACUUGUUUUUUGAACGAAUAUUUUUUUCUUCAAUGUGCAUUUCAAUUUAUUUCACAAGGAAUUUAAGUUAUUCUGAUAAUUUACCUGAGCGAAAGUUUUGUUUGAAGACAGAAAGUAUUUUCUUAAUUUAGUUCGAUUAAAUGUUGUUUACUAAACAUAAAUCUUGCAUUAAUGGCAAUGCUUUCUCUAUACCAGCAACUUUUCUGAUGUACAAUGGCACACAAUUCCUGCAGGCAGAAUGUAUUUAUUUUGAUAUUUUUCAGCAUUUUUGGUAAAAAAAAAUGAGAUCUAUUUCGUUUUUGUACAUUUUAUUUAAAAUAAAGUAAAUUAAAUGUGUUUAAGUUCAUGAUAAUGCAACAUUUAUGUAUUUUAUUGUUUUGAUAUUGUGGUAAAAGAUAACUAAGUGACGUAACGACUGUUUUACCUAUCACAAUUGUGGAAGGCCAAUGGUACGUAAGUUCAUGUUCGCUGUUUCUGCUUAAAUGCAAACUGCAAAAUAUCUGUCCUUGAAAAUCCAUUAUAUUAACAGAAUUCGUACCGAAUUCUAAGGCUUCAUUUACUGUCUUCAAUCACUGCCAGUGAAAAUCAAUGCUAACAAAAUCAAAGCAAAAAAAAAAUCAAUAAAUAACUAAAAUUAAAAUACUAGGAAUCUUUUCAACUCUAAGUUUUGAUCUUAAUCACUCAAAGUUUACCAAAACCUUUAAUAUCGAGUUCAUCUCAAUGUUUCGAUCCAAUACUGAUUGCCACGUUUGUAUACAUGACAAUCUCGCAUAGCUUAUUCAGUAGUGCUCUUUUUUAUGUGUUAACGUCAAUGUAAUAAAUGCAGACAUGUUAGAAGAUUUUAA